AUGGUCAAGCUGUUUUCGAGAAAGAUCGACCAGCUGGCGAAGGGAGCAAGUGUGGGAGGGGGUGCCGACCACGAGGGAGGAGGCGAGAAGACGGGACGCGUCGUGAUUGACUACAGUGUCGAGGAGGAGGAGGAGAUCGAGGAGGAUACAUCGAGGCAGGCUCAGCACGGGGCGAGCGGCCCGGGCGGCGAUGCGAACCAGGACGAGGACUCGAGCUCGGGAUCGAGCUCCGGCUCGAGCUCGAGCGAUGAGUCGGUCGAGGACGACGGCGAGGGCGCCGGACAUAGAACGGAGCGUACGGGGGAGCACGGAGUGGCGCUCGGGGAGCGGGUGGACGAGCGAGUAGAGCUUAUCGAGCAGCAGGCGACAUGGGAAACUAAGGCUGUGGAGGAGCAGGAGGGCGGAGCGGCUGCGCAGGAGGGUGGGGUCGGAGGGCAGCAGCAGGUGGUGGGCGAGGCGGCUGCGCAGGAGGGCGGGGCAGGAGGGCAGCAGGAGGAGGGCGUGGCGGCUGCGCAGGAGGGUGGGGCAGGAUCGUCGAAGAGCACACUGUCGCAGUGCGCCGAGGCUGUGAAGGGUGUCACGGCAGAGAGGAACCCGUUGGAAGGGGCGCGGGCGAAGAUCGACGAGAUGAGCGGGAAGAUCAUCGAGGGGGUGGCAGCCGCCAUCACAAAAGCGAGCGAGGACGCCGUCGAGAAGCAGCUCAAGCAGGUCGAGGAGCGGCUGGUUGCUGCGGUGCUGAAGGGUUUCGAGAAAGCCAUCAUGGAGGACAUGUUCUGCUCCACCCUCCCACCCGAGACCAUGAAGGAGCUGAAGGACAUUGUGAGGGAAGGCUACCAUGAAGCCGAAGCAGGGAGGUUGGAAGUCCUCACCGAAGCGAUGGCGAGAGGUUUUCAGCGCUCGGCGGGCCCGUCGACGAGGUCGCGUCAGGAGGGUGUGGGAGGGGUUCACAGUGGGGCUGAGCCUCGAGGUCACGAGCGGUCGGUUCCUCCGUCUUCUUCGGUGGGAAGACAUGUCGGCAGCCCGUUUGGAUCCCCACCUGCGCGUGGCCGUCAUCCCGUCGCCAAGCCCGUCGAGGAAGUCAUCGUACUCGACCAGUCGGCCCUCCCGAAGACCUCCGUAGCGGCUCCGAUCGAUCCACCUGAUGCGUUUGCUUCGAUGCGGGACAUGCUGCAAGGCCUAGGGAAAACGGGCGGCGGUGCGGGGAAAGGAGCGGGAGAAGCAAGCGUUGGGUUGCUGUCGAAGACUAAAGCGACAUCAGCUGCGCACGGCGGUGGUGCUGGCCUUGCUGUCGGGCUUGUGGGAAAUUGGGCGUCUUCCUCAACCCCUCCAGUUGCUCCUGUUGCCGCUGCUCCGUCCCUAGGCAACGUUUGCCUUAGCGAUCCGAGCUCCCCUUCAACGUCGAAGAAGAAGUCGGUUGCGACGAAGUCCUCGAAGCGCGCUGCACACGCGACAGAGAGCCUUGACGUGGUGGAGCUGGCCAGCGUCCCUGGUCAGGCGCCUGUCGAGAAGACCUCUAUUGUCGUUGCUGCUCGACAGGAAAAGGCGAAGAAGGCCAGGGUCACGGGUCACGCCCCACCUCCUCGACCGGACGACCAAGGCAAGACGAGAGGCUGCAAACGUCCCUUCAAAGGACCGGGUUUCGGGUUGCGGAAGGGGAAGCCGGUUUCCGAGCAGACCGUCGGCGGGAGGAAGCGGUUCCUUGGCACUUUUGAAACAGAGAAGGACCAGAAGUUCUGUACGGCCGUCUGCUGGCGCGUGUACUUCCCCGACGUUGUCCUUACGGAGUACGAAGGGUACACGGCGCAGGAUGAGGAGGACUGGAAGGUCUACCUCGAUGCGGCCGUAGAAAUGCCAACCGGCGUUUGGAGCGUGGCGCAAGAACAAGGGGAAUGUCGUUUCGACGAUUACCUGUCGCUGUUGGCGUCGGCAAAAAAGGAAGUGAAAGCUGGAACCGAGAGGGGAAUCACGCUGUGCUUGGCGAUUGGUAAGGUCGCGACGCUUGGCCUGAAGCACGGGAAUCUGAUUUACCCGGUCCCGAAGGGCAUGGCGGCGACACCGCACAUGAUGGCCAUCGCAGCAACUGUGGCGAGCUUGUGGGCGGCUUGCAGGAAGUUGUCCAGGGAGGAUAUUAAGAAGGAUGUCCUAGCUGCCGCAAACGCGGCGAUCUACGCCCCGGAGACUGCAAAGAAGGCUUGUGUGGCUGCCAUGUCCGCACUCGUGUCCAUACUUUUGCACGUCGGCAAGACGUUCCCGGCAAAGCAGUGGCCCGAUCACCUGCAUUCGUCGGCUGUCGAAGGUCUCGGCUCGAUGGACGCCAUAUUGCUGCAGAUGCUGCGCGUGGCAGCACAGGUCUGUACGCAAUGGUGCUGCUGUCGAGCUACUGCCCGCUUGCUGGAGGACGCAGGCUAUGGCAGCCUGGCUAUGCCAGAAGAAAAGAGCAAGGCGAAGCAGGGCGACGAGGAUGCAGCUGAGACGGAAACGGGCGGGCAAGGGGAGUAG
Closterium sp. NIES-65 is the source of this 2499-nucleotide messenger RNA. The record is from the annotation of a GenBank genome assembly. Lineage: Eukaryota; Viridiplantae; Streptophyta; Zygnematophyceae; Desmidiales; Closteriaceae.